GGAGAAGAAAAAGGAGGGAGCAUUCAGGACCCAGGCCGGUAGCAGCCGUCUGACUCAUUCCGACUCCGGAGGAGUCAAAACAGGGCACGGGAGCCGAGGGCUAGCUAGCUGAACACCGGACCUGGCUGCAUCCCACUAGAGUCCAGGAGAGAGUGGUGCUCCCUGGGGCUGGCAACAUGAAGGACCGCAGCCUAGGCCGGGCGCUCGGGGGUUGGACAUCAGGCUGGACCUGGGCCUGGGCAGCUUGUCUGGCGGUGGCCUUUGCUUCCCCAGGUGACUUGUGCGAGUCCAGCUUGUGUCAGAAUGGCGGCACCUGCCUCUCGGAAGUCGACGGCUCCCCAUUCUUCUGCAUCUGCCCUGAUGGCUUCACCGGAAAAGUCUGCAAUGAGACGGAGAGAGGACCCUGUUUUCCGAACCCUUGUCUCAACAAUGCCGAGUGCCAAGUGCUGGCCGACUCCCACCGUGGGGAUGUCUUUGCCCAGUAUGUCUGCAAGUGCCCGGAUGGCUACAAGGGAAUUCAUUGCCAGGACAACGAGAACGAGUGCUCGUCGCAGCCCUGCCUGAACGGUGGCACCUGCCUCGAUCUGGACGGUGACUAUGCCUGCAAGUGCCGCUCUCCGUUCCUGGGCAAGACCUGCAAGUCCCGCUGUGCUUUGCCCCUGGGCAUGGAGGGAGGCGCCAUCGCGGAUGCCCAGAUCUCAGCUUCAUCCGUGCACUUUGGGUUCCUGGGGCUGCAGCGCUGGGGCCCGGAGCUGGCUCGCCUCCACAGCAAGGGCAUCGUCAAUGCCUGGACCGCUGGCAAUUAUGACAAGAAGCCCUGGAUCCAGGUGAACUUACUGCGGAAGACCCGGUUGACGGGCAUCGUGACCCAGGGUGCCAGCCGGGCGGGCAGCGCCGAGUAUCUGCGGACCUUCAGGGUGGCGUAUAGCUUGGAUGGACGUGACUUUGCCUUCAUCCAGGACCCAGAGGAGAAGAGAGACAAGGUCUUUGUGGGGAAUGUGGACAACAAUGGGCUGAAGGAAAACCUGUUCGAGCCACCCAUCGUGGCACAAUACGUGCGGAUUCAUCCGGUGGUCUGCCGCCGGGGUUGCACCCUCCGCUUUGAGCUCUAUGGCUGCGAGAUGAACGCGUAUUUCAACACGGCAGGUUGCUCUGAUCCGCUGGGCAUGAAGUCCCACCUCAUCCAUGACAAGCAGAUCACGGCCUCCAGCACCUUCAAGACAUGGGGCCUGGAUGCCUUCAGCUGGCACCCCUACUUUGCACGUCUGGACAAGAAGGGCAAGUCCAACGCCUGGGCAGCCAAGGGCAACGAGGCCACGGAAUGGUUGCAGAUUGACUUGGGCACUCAGAAGCGGGUGACGGGCAUCAUCACCCAGGGGGCCCGUGACUUUGGCCACAUCCAGUACGUGGCAGCGUACCGUGUAGCUCACAGUGACGAUGGGAAGACCUGGACAGAGUACCAGGACAGCAUCACCAAAAGUGCUAAGAUUUUCCCCGGAAACUCAGACAACAACUCGCACAAGAAGAAUGUGUUCGACCAACCCUUCUAUGCUCGGUUUGUCCGCAUCCUGCCCACCGCCUGGCACGACCGCAUCACCCUCCGGGUGGAGCUACUGGGCUGUGACGAGUAGACACCACCACCCCUGCCCACCCACCGCCGUGGGAGAGACAGUCCUCCGGGCUGCACCGUCAGGGAGAGACGGCGGGAGGGACCACUGUCACAGCUGCCCUUCUCAUGCAUCCUUCCCCCAGCCCCGCCACUGCAUACCUGCUGUUGCCACGCACCUGCCCUGCUGCUCAGAGAGGGGCAGAGGACAGACCGGGACAGGAGGGAUGAUGUGUAUUGCCUGGUUGUAGAGAAGGCGGGGGCUCAGCCCUAUCCCCUUACUUUCCCAUAGAAGAGGAGUCUCUCCCCCACCCCGCCCCAGCCCUGCUUAGUCUCCAGGCCCGCUCACACAGCAGUCAUACUUUAGGCUGCCCCUCUAGUUGGGGGCCUUUAUAUCCCUUCCCCUGCACCCCCUGAUUACUCUUGGCCAUGGGGAGGCCCUCCGACCAUCACCCCCAAGGGCUGCAGGGCUCUGGAAGAGGAGAGCUGGUGCCUGGGGAGCUGAGGAGGAGGAAGGCAGGUGCCAGGAGAUUGGGCUUGAUAAUGAGUGGUAUUUGUUAAGUGCCUAUGUGCCAGGCGCCAUUCUAGGCGCUGGUGUAGUACAAGUAAUCAGG
Molecule: messenger RNA, 2220 nt
Organism: Tachyglossus aculeatus (Australian echidna)
Lineage: Eukaryota; Metazoa; Chordata; Mammalia; Monotremata; Tachyglossidae
Gene: MFGE8
Product: milk fat globule EGF and factor V/VIII domain containing
Exons: 10
Coding region: 177-1631 (484 amino acids)
Molecular function (GO): calcium ion binding
Source: RefSeq, a predicted model, not a curated record